This is a messenger RNA of Eucalyptus grandis, 2473 nucleotides long. Its product is annotated as protein NRT1/ PTR FAMILY 5.10-like. Gene Ontology annotation, biological process: dipeptide transport; transmembrane transport. Gene Ontology annotation, molecular function: dipeptide transmembrane transporter activity; tripeptide transmembrane transporter activity. Gene Ontology annotation, cellular component: membrane. NCBI's taxonomy places the organism in Eukaryota, Viridiplantae, Streptophyta, Magnoliopsida, Myrtales, Myrtaceae. The record is from RefSeq and is a predicted model, not a curated record.
GUCUGGAGCAAACUGCACACCCCAGUUCAGCAUUCCUCACCUUCUCUAAUUAGCUCUAAUCUAAUCUACUCUGAUUCAAUGAAUUGAGAAUCAGAUGGGAGCAUCAUCGGGUUUGCUAUGAAACUCCAAACAACAAACACAAAAGUCACACAACAUCAUUCAAUCCGAUCCCGCUUACUUGUUCUCUCCAACUGAAACACAACGCUCCUGUGGCCAGCAAUGGCUCCCCCGGCGACAGCAGCAAGCGUUGGGGAAGAAAGAUGACGGCAUUAAUGAUGUCACGGGUUGUGCUAUCUUUUGCAUAUUCUUUUGAGGAUACUUCCAUAUGAGUAAAGUCACAGGUCGUCGUCGUGUUAGAGCACGCAAGCUUUUCGGAAGACGCCAACGAACAGCGACACCCAAAGAUGUCGGGACAUGUUCUCAAACAGCAGCAAACGAAAGCCAACCAUUGAAAAUUCUCUACUUUUAUCGGUGACCAGUCCUCGGCUGCUGUAGCUGACCACAAUGGGAACCACGCCCACCUUCCUCGCCGCCGGCUCUAAUGACGCCGAGACCCUGCUCCAGGACGCCGUCGACGGCGCCGUCGACUACGGGGGCCGUCCCGUCGCGAGAUCCGCCUCCGGCGGGUGGAGAUCCGCCGGUUUCAUCAUCGGCGUGGAAGUGGCCGAGAGAUUCGCGUACUAUGGGAUCGCCUCGAACCUGAUAACGUACUUGACGGGGCCGCUCGGCCAGUCCACGGCGGCGGCGGCGGCGAACGUGAACGCCUGGUCGGGCACGGCGUCGCUCUCGCCUCUGAUCGGGGCUUUCAUCGCCGACUCGUUCCUCGGCCGCUACAGGACCAUCGUCGUUUCUUCCCUCCUCUACAUCUUGGGACUGGGCUUGUUGACUCUCUCGGCCAUGCUUCCUUCUCUUGGUACAUCUGACUGCCAAAGCAACAGUGCUAUUCAAAACUUGCCUUGCUUUCCCCCUCUCUACCAAGUGGCGUUAUUCUUCUUUUCUCUGUAUCUGGUGGCGUUUGCACAAGGAGGACACAAGCCUUGUGUGCAGGCAUUUGGUGCCGAUCAGUUUGACGGGCAAAACCCAGAGGAGUGUAAAGCCAAAAGCUCAUUCUUCAACUGGUGGUACUUUUGCAUGUGCGGGGGAACAUUUGCAACGCUUCUCAUUGUGAACUACAUACAGGACAACCUUAACUGGGGUCUGGGAUUUGGAAUACCUUGCGUUUCUAUGGGAGCUGCUUUAGUUCUUUUCCUGCUUGGCACCAAAACAUACCGCUAUAGCAUCAAAAGUGAUGAGAGAAACCCAUUUUCGAGAAUCGGUUCAGUGUUUGCUACGGCAGCUAGGAACUGGAAAACUACCACAAAGGCAUUAGCUGCUGAUGAAGAAUCUCGUGGAACCUUGCCUUAUGAAGGUUCUGGCCAAUUCAAGUUCCUCAAUAAGGCCUUGCUAUCGCCAGAUGGUUCAAAGGGCGACAGCAAGGUUUGCACUGUUGGUGAGGUGGAAGAAGCAAAGUCAGUAUUAAGGCUCACUCCAAUAUGGGCGACAAGCUUGAUUUACGCUGUAGUAUUUGCCCAGUCCUCAACUUUUUUUACCAAGCAAGGAGUAACUAUGGACCGAUCCAUCACACCUGGAUUCGACGUUCCACCUGCAUCACUACAGUCCUUCAUCAGUCUUUCAGUUGUCAUGUUUAUUCCCAUCUAUGACCGCGUGUUCGUCCCUCUGGCGAGGAGUUUUACUCAAAGACCCUCUGGCAUCACGAUGCUUCAAAGGAUAGGGAUCGGGAUGUUCUUAUCUGCUGUUUCCAUGGCGGUUGCCGCACUAGUUGAGAUAAAAAGGCUCGAAACUGCUCGAGAACAUGGGCUGGUCGAUAUGCCUAAUGUGACGGUUCCAAUGAGUGUGUGGUGGUUGAUCCCUCAGUACGUCUUGUUUGGAAUCUCUGAUGUGUUCACCAUGGUGGGUCUGCAAGAAUUCUUCUAUGAUCAGGUUCCCAGUGAGUUGAGAAGCGUGGGCCUUUCCUUGUACCUCAGUAUUUUCGGUGUUGGCAGCUUUCUCAGCAGCUUUCUCGUGUCUGCCAUAGCGACAGCGACCGGAGGCGACGGGGGAGAUAGCUGGUUCGCUAACAACCUCAAUAAAGCGCAUCUUGAUUACUUUUAUUGGCUUCUGGCCGGGCUAAGUGCAUUUGAAUUGGUCGUCUAUCUGUAUUUUGCUAGAUCUUAUAUCUACAACAGGUCGAGAACAAUAUGAGAUGCUCCGCUCUCACAGCUGUAAUAUUAAAGCUUAGUGUGAUAAUGUACCAUAAUUUGGGGAUGCUUCUGUGAACUUCUGUCCAGAUUUGCAUCCUGUGGAACACUUGAAACCAGAGAGAUGUAAACAAACUCUCAGCUGUCGUAGAUUACAAGCAAAAUUCGAAAAAAUUAUGUACGCAGUGUUAAUUGUUGAUGCUAGAUGUGAUUCAACUCGAAGCCAAUCCAAUGAA